Molecule: messenger RNA, 882 nt
Organism: Trichoderma asperellum CBS 433.97
Lineage: Eukaryota; Fungi; Ascomycota; Sordariomycetes; Hypocreales; Hypocreaceae
Source: RefSeq, a predicted model, not a curated record
GCAUUUCGUGGCUCCGGCAGGGUGUGGAUCCUUCUGGGAAGAAGGCUGGAAGGGCCUGGGUCCAUGGACCUGUUGUUCGGUAAGACUUGGCGAUGAAGUGGGCUGGGAGAAAAUUUUAAUAGAAAAAGGGUACUCCGUAUAAGAGAAAGAGAAUAAGUCAGAGAGCGAUGGAUGCCAAGCUACGCCAGGUUGUUGACUGUAGGCGAGAAGCCACUUGAUGCAAAAACGGCGGAAAGGCACCGAAAAAGUACAUAUACAAUUCAGCGCCUGUGUGGAUGUACAGUACUUGAUGCGUACCUAUGGUUUGAAGACUUCUGUUUAAAGUUACACUUUGCUCUGUGGCUCUCGAUUCUCUCGUCGCUUCAUUCCUCACUCGCAAGCCACCGCCUAGGAAGAGAGCUCGCAACACGAUUUCAACCUUUGAUUUCCCUCGCCACCACCAACAGAUGCUUUGGAUCCCAACAUCUUGUUGUACUCGUAAUACAGAGGACGGACCACCGUCCGGCAUUCGGAUUCUUUGUGCGAUUCUUUACGCGAUUGGCUGCUAACAAACAGACAACCCUUCUGUUGGACCCCCUGGCUUCGAGUCGUGUCACGCAAAACCAGGAUUGCAAUCCUCAUUAGCCAGACUUGGCAGCGACGGCCGAUGGACCUCUUUGGCCGGGCUCUCCAGAAGAAGUUUUUUUUUCUCUCUGUGCUCCAUCUCGACCCGCUUUAAUCUGAUCAUCAGAUAAAGCCAUUGAUCAAGCUAAUUUUCCAUCUUGACUCUUUCGGGACACCAUUGCGCCGAUUUUUUUCGCCUCUCUUAAUCUAAUCGAUCGGAUCAGGCAGACGCGUUUGGGCAGACGCUAGAAAACGAAUAUAUAACUUGUACCACGGCCG